AUGUUCGUUGCCACCGCUUGUGCCGUCUAUCGAGCUCAUCGAGAAGGAGACGAUGCUGAGUUCGCGAUCAAAGUGGCCAUAUGGCCCGUGAAUGAAGAAACAGGAAAGAUGCUCAUGUAUCGAAGUGCUAAAGAUUAUCAGAGAGAAUUGCACAUGCUCUACGCUUUGAAACAUGAAAAUCCGCACAUUGUCAACGUCGAAGGAUGGGGCCUGACGAUUAAGCACAACGGCUAUGGACAGGAAGUCGUAUUUGCAUAUAUCUUAACGGAACUUGCCGUACACGAUGUGAAGAAAGAAAUGGACAUGCUGGCACAAGAAAAAGCCGUUAGCAAUGCCAAUGCUCUUGUUGCCGGCCGUAGUUAUACCCAUGGCAAAGAUCGUCGCAAAAUGUGGCGUGCAUUGUUGUCAUGUGUCGAAGCUUUGCACGUGCGGGAACGACCCAUCGUCAAUACGGAUAUAAAGCCGGGCAAUUUUCUCGUCUUUCCCAAAGAUCGAGAACGAUAUUUGAAGAAAAAGAAAGAGUUGGAACCAAACAAUAAGCUGGUCAAAAUAAGUGAUCUCGGUGCGGGUUUUCUCAUCGAUGAAGGGGGUGAAUACACAGGUUAUGGAACGGAAGGCUACAGCGCAGCAUAUUGGAACAAAAAAUCAGUUUUAAGUUGUGCUGUUUUGGACUUUUUACAGACAAGAUUGUCUCGUGUCGAAUUAUUAGAUGAAAUGUUAUUAUUUAUUAAUGCUAGUCGUGCAACAUCUUCUCCUGUGUCUUGGUUUAUUUACUACAUGAACGUUCAUCCUCAAAUUCAGGCUAUAAUGAGGCAGGAAUUAAAUGAUCAUCAUAUAACACGCGAAACAUGUCUGGCAAUGGAUCUAUUAGAUGAACUUGUUUAUAUUGAAUAUGUUAUGCGAGAACUGCUGAGAUUUGCUACAAUACUUCAUGGUAUAUUGAGAACACUGCAACAAAACGAUGAAAUUGAUGGUGUUAAAUUGAAUAAAGGUGAUGCGUUGUUAUACCAGUACCAAAUAUAA
Messenger RNA from Didymodactylos carnosus, 1023 nucleotides. NCBI's taxonomy places the organism in Eukaryota, Metazoa, Rotifera, Eurotatoria, Philodinida, Philodinidae. The record is from the annotation of a GenBank genome assembly.